CUACUGAGGAGCCUGCAAGGCCCGACAGCUCAGCUUCAGCCUAGCACUGCUCCAAGGGUUAAAGCAGGAGCUUCUCUGGGCCGGCAUAACAGGGACUGGGGGAUGCGGGGCGUGGCUCCGGGACGGGGGCGUGUCUUCGGCCUGAGAGGAAAAGGCGGGAGCGUCUAGGCCGCCGGACAACCUACCUCUGGCGGGGCUUUGUAGGAUAGCGGAAACGCCUCUAUUUUUCAAAACAAAGAGAAGCGGGAGGCGUGUGCUGCGCGCAGGGCUCACGUUGGUUCGUCUCACCCCGGCUCUUCGGCAUCGUAGGCUAACAAUGGAGGAAAGCCCGGGAAGCGGCCGGCACUUGGAGAGGAACCUUUGGAGGACUCCUCUGAAGCUCCCGCCCUUGACGAUCCGCUUGCAGGAGACGCUGGACCAGCUGUCCCCGCAGGAGCUGCGCGACUUCCGUACCCUCCUCAAGAAUGUGGACGCGGAGCCGCGCGUGAAGGAGCUGCGGUUGGAGCUGGAGGGCGGCAACGCGUCGGGGCUGGCCCAGCUCCUCGCCAAAUACUACGACUCGGAGGCCGCCAGGCGCGUCAUGGUUCAGGUGCUGCAACAGCUGCCCCGCGCCGACCUGCUGCAGCGCUGGCGGAGCGCCGCCCCUGCUGUCGCCGCGGCUGGCCAGGUGAUUCCAAGAAAGAUGGCAAAGAGAAGUUAUGACUGUAUGGAAGAUGAAUUGGACUGCUAUGACCUGAGUGGCAGUCGGAAGGCCUUCCUCAUGUGUGUGCAGAAGAACAGGCCAGGUGCUGAGCAAGAUAUCCAGUGGAUGGAGGAAUGGCUUGACCAGUGCCAUUUUGAACGUACAUUGUGCAUCGAUCCCAACAAGAUGGAGUUACUUGAAAAAAUAAGAUCAUUUCGUGAUGGACUAAAUGAAAUUAAAGAUGGCGUUGGCUGUUGCCUUGUUACUCUUAUGUCCCAUGGAGAAGAAGGCUUUAUUAAAAUGAACAAUGGUGAAAAAAUCAGCCUGGAAGGCAUCUUUGAAAUGUUUAACAAUAAAAACUGUCCAGCACUUCAAAAGAAACCAAAAAUCUUUAUAAUCCAGGCCUGCAGAGGAGAGAGAAGAGACAUUGGUGUGGAAACGGAUGAUGAACCCAUGGACUCAGAUGAUGUAUCUGAGAAGAGGCUGCCUACAUUCAGUGAUUAUUUCAUCAUCUACCCCACCCGGGCAGCUCAUGUUGCUUUACGGGACCCCCAUACCGGCUCUGUGAUGAUCAGAGCAAUGUCUAACGUCUUUCAAGAGUAUGGAAAUAAGUGGCACAUUGCUGACUUCUUCACCAAAGUGAAUAACAGGGUGGUGCACAGUGAAUUUAAUCUCCAAAAGGAACCAGUAAAAGUAACACUUGUAAUGGAAUCAACUUUAACCAAGUUUGUAUACUUUUGACAUCAGGAAGAUUGAAAAAAAACAAGGCCUGCCUUACAACAGACUUUGUAAAGAGCUGGGAGCAUUUGUAGCAUUGUACAAAUGGUUGUCAUUUUGCAUUAUUCUUGUCACUAGCUGUGUUUCUCAAAUUUGUUUUGUAAAUAUAUGUGUAUGUUAUUUUUCUACAAUUUAACUAUGCUUAUUUGAUACUUGUAAAUAAUUUGGCUUUUUUUUUUUUUUUUUAAGAUCGCUGUUUUCUGAAAAAACUUUCCUGAACUUUUAUCAAAACAUGCAAGUCCAGACAUUCCCACUGUGACUCACUGGGUUAAGAACCCAACUAGUAUCCAUGAGGAUGUGGGUUCCAUCCCUACCCUCGCUCAGUGGGUUAAGGA
Molecule: messenger RNA, 1794 nt
Organism: Phacochoerus africanus (Common warthog)
Lineage: Eukaryota; Metazoa; Chordata; Mammalia; Artiodactyla; Suidae
Product: caspase-14-like
Exons: 7
Coding region: 317-1423 (368 amino acids)
Biological process (GO): proteolysis
Cellular component (GO): cytoplasm
Source: RefSeq, a predicted model, not a curated record